Molecule: messenger RNA, 3068 nt
Organism: Acanthopagrus latus (yellowfin seabream)
Lineage: Eukaryota; Metazoa; Chordata; Actinopteri; Spariformes; Sparidae
Exons: 6
Coding region: 260-1645 (461 amino acids)
Biological process (GO): negative regulation of DNA-templated transcription; circadian regulation of gene expression
Cellular component (GO): nucleus
Molecular function (GO): RNA polymerase II cis-regulatory region sequence-specific DNA binding
Source: RefSeq, a predicted model, not a curated record
AUUGAAGGCGGUGACGUGCUACAGUGUGACGUCACGGCCCGCUCACGUGUGCCCCUGUCGCCUGUUUCUGUUUGUUUUUCCGCGGUGGUUCUGAUGGGUCCGGACCCGUGAGGCUGCUUCCUGCCCGCGUGUGUGAGUUCUGCUCCGGGCGGGUGAGCGGCUCCGGACCGGCGGAGCGGAGCAGAGCGGAGCGGGGAGGUUUGGACCGGAGCCCCGCCCCUCGCCGACACGUUGCCCGGGGAGAGGCUGCACGGGCUGGAUGGGACUCCUGCCUCCCGCCCGCCUUCCUGCCGUCCUGCGUCUGCUGGUUUCAUGGACUCACUCCAUCACACACACACACACACACACACACACGGAACCACACGGCGGCUGCGCGUCCUCAACUCACCGACCGGACGGAGAAACACACGGUUCAGUUCUGAAGCUGCUGCUGCUGCCUCACACCGCUCAGCUCACCUGGACUGAGAGCUUCAUACCGGUCACAGCACGAGGUCCGGGAUGUUUCCUGCCGGGUCAGUCUGACUCCACCAUGUCGACCUCGGACUCGGAUUACUCCAUCGACUGGCUCGCCAGCGAUGAGGACGACUACGACGGCCCGAAGACGUUCAGCCCGGAGCGGGUGGAGGAGCCGGCGGCACCACCUUCACCACCAUCACCAUCCUCAUCAUCGUCAGCACUGAGGCCUCCUCCUCCUCCCAGCAGCCUCCACUGUGCAGAGACUCACCGGAGGAGGAGGUGCUGGAGGAGGAGGAGGAGCGGCGGCUGCUGCUGCUGCGACUGUAAAGAUGGAGCCGGCUGCGACCCGCCAGCCUCCCUGCAGAACCCGGCCGUCAGUCCAGUUCAGGGAUUUACCUCCAUAUGUGCUCAGCAGACGCUUCCUGUGGCGUCGGAGCGUCAGGCGGGCAGAAAGAGAGCUCAUGGCGCCGGUCCAGACGGAUUCUGUGGAAAACCUCCCGCGGACACUGAGAACGACCUGUUCGCUCAGAAGUGUGCAGAGCUGCAGCGCUUCAUCCAGCCGCUGUCGUCCAUCCUGCGGGGCCUGAGGUCGGGCAGGUACUCUGAACGUCUCAGCAGUUUCCAGGAGAGCGUCGCGAUGGACCGCAUCCAGAGAAUAAUGGGGGUCCUCCAGAACCCGAACCUGGGCGGACGCUUCCUGACUAUCUUACUGAAAAUAGAAGAAAUGCUUCACAGUUGGUUCCCUCGCGUCAAAACAACUCUGAUGCAGAGCGACGAUGACGGAUCUCCAGCGAAGAAACAAAAGCAGCAUCAUCACUGCAGUGCCUCUCCUCCUCCGCCCUCCUCAGACGUGGAGCUUCCUCUCGCAGCCUCGUACUCCUCCACCCACCUCAAGUGGCUCCACACGUCGCCCAUCUGCUCCCUGAAAACUCCCGAAUCGACGCUCGGCCAGCGCUCCGCCUCCCCUCUGCCAGCUCGCUGCAGACUCCAGGAAGUGACCCAGGACAACGCCGUGUCCUCCAGCACCGACCUCCACACGGGGCCGCAGCGCCGCCGGUUCGCGGAGCCUCGUCUGGUCCGCGGGCCGCUGCCCUUUAAGAUCAGCUCGCCGUGUCUGGAGAGACUCCUGCAGGCGAAGGAGAGCAUCAUCGCUCCGAGGACGGUGGGAGGCGGAGGCUGGUCGUCUUAGCUGCCUGCAGGACUUCACGCCACUUCCUGAAGACACUAAAGGCCUUAAAGCGCAUGUUUCAAACUUCUACAUCUGUUUUUAAAAUCUACAACUGACGAGCAGAACGAGUCUGAAUGUGACGCACACAAAAAAAAAAUCAUCCAACCAGGUUUAAACGACAGCACAGACCGACUGAGAGGAGACGCUGGUGUGAGUUUCACUUUUUGUUUGAGUUGGAUGUUUUCAUCUUCUGAGUUCAAAGGUUGCAGCGACGUUGGCCGACGGGAUCGUGACUGAGAUCAGUUUGGAGUGUUUUCAUGGAUCUACAGACGACUGAACGCACAAACAGCUGGUGACGUUCGUACCUCAACACUCGGACUGUUCGAUCUGCUCCUCUUUAGGUUCUUAUCGAUUCCUCUACCUCAUGCUGACACCAGACACAGACCUGCUCUCGGCUCCACGGCUGCCUGAGAACACCAAAUAUUGUGAACUUCAGAGCUGGAGACAAAACGAUGAAGAGCAUCUUCAUCUUCAUCACGAGACGACACUGAGCAGUCGCCCAGCUCUGCGUUAACCUCUGUGUGGUUUGCAGUUUAUUCAGAGGAGUUUGGUAACUUUUCUCCGUCUUCGCAGAACAACUUGAUCCCUCAGUAACUGAAACUUCAGGCAGUCGGGAGCUUCGAUAUCAAAAUGUUUUCAUCUUUCAUGUCUCACGUGUGACAGUUUCAGGCUGGUCAACAUGAAGUAAACUUCAGUUUACAGCAAAUGUGUUCGAUCGCAGGAACGUCAGAGAAACAAACAUCUCCUGCCACAGUUUAAAGGGUGAGUUCAGAUUGUUCCUAGUUAAUCUAAAUACAAAACUCACAUGUACAUGAGAAGGUUUCACUGGUCGCUUCAGUCUCGUUCUGUACAAACAACUUGUUCCUGGUUCAUCUGAAGCUGAUAGAGUCGUACAGCUCGUGUUGUGUUGGGUUAGUGUUGAUGUUUUGUUCAGAAUAAAACUCAAAGUGCCGCUGAAACGAAGGAAAUUUAAUCUGUUUAACAUCGUAACUGUGUGUGAAGUCUCACCUGGUGCUUUUCACCAGACUGGCCGAGCAGACGAGUGACGAUAUAUCAAGAUGCAGCCGAUCUGUCAGAGGUCAGAGGUCAGCAGCAGGAACAGUCCUGACCGACUGAGUUCACUGUGUCCUCCAGUAACACAAGUAGCAUAUCAACAAAUACGUGAUCGACGACUCGAUUUAACAAAAAGACCCCAGUAACUCUCUGAGUAAAGACGACAUGUGAGUUUUGUAUAAAGAUAAAGAAAGUGAUCUGAACGUGUCCUCCAGCUGUUCAGACGCGUCGAGGUUUUUUCUUUCUGUAAAUAGUUUUUCAGGUUUUAUUUACUCCCUGACAGCCUUUGUGAUAUUUUGUACUUCUGAAAUAAAUGUGACAUUUGCUUUCA